Molecule: messenger RNA, 3192 nt
Organism: Austrofundulus limnaeus
Lineage: Eukaryota; Metazoa; Chordata; Actinopteri; Cyprinodontiformes; Rivulidae
Product: ectoderm-neural cortex protein 1
Exons: 3
Coding region: 240-2015 (591 amino acids)
Biological process (GO): ubiquitin-dependent protein catabolic process
Cellular component (GO): cytoplasm; Cul3-RING ubiquitin ligase complex
Molecular function (GO): protein binding
Source: RefSeq, a predicted model, not a curated record
UUUGAGCGGAGCAGCAAGGCGGAGGAGCCGCACUCCGGAGCGGAGCAGCGACAGAAGGAGGAGAUCCGAACCUCUCUCCCUUCUCCUCCACACCUCCCUCCUACACCUCCCCGGUGGACCCGCGGAGGGAUCCGUGCGCCUGGGAUUCUGCAGCCUGCAUCGUGGCUCUGUCCGGAGCGACAUGUCCGUGGGCUCGUGCGGGCACAGCUGAACCCCUGGCUCCACGCGAACAGGAUUCAAUGAAAAUGUCUGUGUGUGUCCACGAGAACCGAAAAUCCAGAGCCAGCACUGGCUCCAUGAACAUCUAUCUCUUUCACAAGUCCUCCUACGCCGACAGUGUCCUCAUGCACCUCAACUCCCUGCGGCAGCAGAGGCUUUUUACAGAUGUCCUCCUUCACGCUGGCAGCCGCUCCUUCCCCUGCCACCGAGCCGUGCUGGCUGCGUGCAGCCGCUACUUCGAGGCCAUGUUCAGCGGCGGGCUGAGGGAGAGCCAGGCCAGUGAGGUGGACUUCAGAGACUCCAUCCAUCCAGAGGUUUUAGAGCUCCUGCUUGAUUAUGCGUACUCAUCACGAGUUGUUAUCAACGAGGAAAAUGCAGAGUCACUUCUGGAGGCCGGGGACAUGCUGGAGUUUCAGGACAUCCGUGACGCCUGUGCCGAAUUCCUGGAGAGGAAUCUUCACCCGUCCAACUGUCUUGGCAUGCUGUUGCUGUCUGACGCCCACCAGUGUACAAAGCUGUCAGAGCUCUCCUGGGGCAUGUGUCUGAACAACUUCCCUGCCAUUUGCAAGACAGAGGACUUCCUCCAACUGCCCAAAGAUAUGGUAGUGCAGCUUUUAUCACAUGAGGAGCUGGAGACAGAAGAUGAGAGACUGGUGUAUGAAGCUGCCCUUAAUUGGAUCAACUAUGACUUAGAGAGGAGGCACUGCCAUCUUCCAGAGCUCUUGAGAACAGUCCGUCUAGCACUGCUGCCUGCCAUCUUCCUAAUGGAGAAUGUUUCAACAGAAGAGCUGAUCAACGCCCAGGCAAAGAGCAAGGAACUGGUAGAUGAAGCUAUUCGCUGCAAGCUGAAGAUCCUCCAGAACGAUGGUGUCGUCAACAGUCCUUGUGCUCGACCAAGAAAAACCAGCCACGCUCUUUUUCUUCUGGGCGGGCAGACUUUCAUGUGUGACAAGUUAUACCUGGUAGAUCAGAAGGCCAAAGAGAUUAUUCCAAAAGCUGACAUUCCCAGUCCCAGAAAGGAGUUCAGCGCUUGCGCCAUCGGCUGCAAGGUGUACAUCACGGGUGGGAGAGGAUCAGAGAACGGUGUGUCCAAAGAUGUCUGGGUUUACGACACUGUUCAUGAGGAGUGGUCGAAGGCGGCACCCAUGCUCAUUGCCAGGUUUGGUCAUGGCUCUGCUGAGCUCAAACACUGCCUCUAUGUUGUGGGAGGACACACUGCAGCCACUGGCUGUCUCCCGGCCUCUCCAUCUGUCUCACUCAAACAGGUGGAGCAGUUUGACCCGGUGGCCAACAAGUGGACCAUGGUGGCACCUCUCAGAGAGGGUGUGAGCAAUGCAGCAGUGGUCAGUGUAAAGCUCAAGCUGUUUGCUUUUGGAGGCACCAGUGUCACCCAUGACAAACUCCCCAAGGUGCAGUGCUACGACCCACAGGAGAACCGUUGGACUGUGCCAGCAUCGUGCCCCCAACCGUGGCGUUACACAGCGGCUGCUGUUCUGGGAAACCAGAUCUUUGUCAUGGGUGGUGACACAGAGUUCUCAGCAUGCUCGGCCUAUAAGUUCAGCAGUGAGAACUACCAGUGGACUAAAGUAGGUGAUGUGACUGCCAAGAGGAUGAGCUGUCAAGCUGUAGCAUCAGGAAAUAAACUGUACGUAGUGGGCGGAUACUUUGGCACACAGCGGUGUAAAACUCUGGACUGCUAUGACCCCACGCUUGAUGCAUGGAACAGCAUCACUACUGUUCCAUACUCGCUCAUCCCUACUGCGUUUGUCAGUACAUGGAAACAUUUACCAGCUUGAAUCCCAAAUCCUCAACUUGCACCCUCUCCAUUUGAUUUCCCUGUUUUGCAUCAUCUCCCGGUCUCCUGACUGCGAAGAAGAAGCACACGGCCUCUUCCUCCACAAAGAGACGGUGAACCGCGAUGUACAGAUACCUGCGCUCAGAGGCUGCGGCGGUUCAAGCAAACGGACCGCUGUUUGUUCUGCGAGGCCCGGACUCACAACCUGUGCGCACAUUCCACGCUGCCAACACAUCAUGGACACGCCUGCCUUCUUCUCCUGUAGUCAUGAUGGGCUUGUGACGAUCUGUGUGGACAAUUUCUCUGAUUUAAAAAAAGAAACAGAAAAAUAUAUCUCGAUGGGCGUUCUGUACAGACUGAUUUGGGGGGGAAGUUGAGCUGACUGAGUGUAUAUGACUUAUAAAAAGGCAAAGUGAAGGAUCAAAUCUCCCCCUUUUUACCCUUUUUGUUUGAGUUUUGAUUAUAUUCCAAACUCUGCUUCUAUAGGUAGCAUCUCACUUGGUUGUGGUUAGUUGGUGAAAAGCCUUCAUGAAGGAGUCUGCAGAAAAUAUUUCCCAUUUCCUUCCCCUUUGGUUUGGCCGCAAAGCUCUGAACUCAGUAAGACUGCAAUAGAAAAUGUCACAAUUUUGAGUAGCCAACCAGCCUCCCAACAUUUUCCAAUUUUUCUGCUUCGGACACAAAAAAACAAUCGUUUCGUGUCCCUGCUGUGAAGGUUUGCCCAUCACUGCUGGUCAGGCGGUGUGGAGGAGCGACUCCAGCUGAGGAUGAGGACGAUGGAGUGGAUCCGUGCAUGGCCGAGAGGGUUGAGGUGCCUCAAGGUCACGGCCUUACACGUCUGCUGUUUCGCAGCUGUGUGUUGAUGCCUCCCAGGUCCGUGUGUGGUGUUUGGAUCGGGAACGCUGCCACAUCAGGCUUAACGCUGUAAAACGCCGGCUGCGCUUCUGUUCUUCUGAUCAAAGUGGCGCUCGCUCGCUGAGUCAUAGCUGAAACCCUUUUAGAGCAUGUCCACUCGUUGUGAUUCAGUAAAACUGGCAUGAACUCGUGAGAAAUGCUUUCAGAUUAACGCCCAAGCUGAGAGAUUAUCAGUUUUUUCUUUCUUAAACAUGCUGCAAUCUAGUCUUAAUUUAUAUGAUAACUCUGUUAUGUUAAUAUGUCAAAUUCUGUAUUUAUUUCCUCUC